AUGCCCGCUAGCGACCUCAAAGGCGUCCUCGUCGCCCUAAUCACCCCCUUCACCCCCAACCAGAAAGAAAUCGACACCGCUGCCCUCGAUGCACACAUUCAACGCAUGAUCGCCGCAGGCGUCCACGGCCUCGUCCCUGGCGGCAGCACGGGCGAAUUCACAGCCCUCACCACCGAAGAGCGCAAAAUCCUUGUCAAGCAGUCCGUCGACUCUGCUGCUGGCCGAGUCCCCGUCGUGGCGGGCAUCGGCGACCUCUCCACCGCAAAGGCCGUCGAGCAUGCCAUCUACGCCGCCUCCGUCGGCGCCAGCGCGCUGAUGGUUGUCCCUCCGUUCUACGAUGCGCCCAACUUAGUGCAAUUGAAGGAGCUGCUCAAGGAGAUUCACGACGAGUCCAAGUUGCCGAUUAUGUACUACAACAUCCCCUCCGCCAGCGGCGUUUCGCUCUCCCCUGAGGAGAUUGCUUCGCUGUCAGAGGUUGGCGUCACGCAUCUCAAGGAUACUUCCGGCAACGCGCCCGCCCUUACAGACAUGCUCUUCACCGAAGCCACCUCCUCUAAAGUUACCGCUUUCAACGGCUGGGACACCCUCACAUUCUAUGGCCUGGCUGCAGGCGCAAAGGGCUCCGUGUGGGGCGCGACAAACAUCAUUCCCGAGCUAUCUUCACAGCUAUGGGAGGCGUUGGGGGAGAAGAAGGACUUGGUGAAGGGCAGGGAGCUGUGGGCCAAGAUCUUCCCGAUUUGCAAGUUCCUCGAGGCGCCUGGCGACAACUACGGUGCGGCUGUGAAGACGGGGAUGGAGUUGCGCGGGUGGAAGACGGGAGGUAUGCGCAAGCCGUUUAAGCUGCUUGAGGGGGAGAGGCGCAAGGAGCUUGCACGGUUGUUGAAGGAUGCGGGCGUUGAGGUCGUUGCGUAG
Molecule: messenger RNA, 912 nt
Organism: Colletotrichum paranaense
Lineage: Eukaryota; Fungi; Ascomycota; Sordariomycetes; Glomerellales; Glomerellaceae
Product: dihydrodipicolinate synthase
Exons: 1
Coding region: 1-912 (303 amino acids)
Biological process (GO): N-acetylneuraminate catabolic process
Cellular component (GO): cytosol
Molecular function (GO): N-acetylneuraminate lyase activity
Source: RefSeq, a predicted model, not a curated record